UAAUACCCCCUUACACCCUACAAUCCUUUGAUGUCUGACCACAAUGAGCCAUAAAAACCUAGAUUUGUAAUUAAAAAACCACAGUAAGAAUCUGCCGUGAAAUGUUGCUAUCAGUGUCUCUACUGCUGUUGGUGCUGACAGCCACACUCUCUGAAGGUGAAGCCAGGGCCUACACCAACAGCUGGGCAGUGGCAGUGGAGGGAGGAGCAGAAGCUGCUGACCAGCUUGCUGCAAAAUAUGGCUUUACCAACUUAGGCCUGGUGAGCCCAGAUCUCCUCAAGGACAUGUACCACUUUGUGAUGCCUGAGCACACUUUGCUUGGGAAGAGAAGCCUCAGUGGUCUGCCAGUCUACCAUCUCAGUCAGGCUCUGGAGAGUGAGAGCAAUGUUGGAUAUGUGAAGCAGCAAGAGUUGAAGAAGAUGGUCAAGAAGGGAUACUCUGUGCCCAGUGACCCACAAUGGAACAAUCAAUGGCAAUUGUUGAACAAUGGCCAGCUGCCUGCAGCGUCUGGCGGCAGGGACUUGAAUGUGGAGAGGGCGUGGCUACAGGGGAUAACAGGAUGUGGCAGUGUGGUAGCCAUUGUGGAUGACGGGGUGGAGUACACUCACUCUGAUCUGAGAGUAAACUAUGACUCCUCCAUUCAAGCUGAUGUGGUGGAUAGUGACGGCAAUCCUUUCCCAAUCAUCGAUAGCAAUGGGGCUCGGGAGUCUCACGGGACUAACUGUGCAGGAGAGAUUGCCAUGGCAAAGAGCAACUCACACUGUGGAGUGGGAGUAGCCUACAACAGUCAGAUCACAGCCAUACGGUUGCUAGGACUAGGACAGACUGAUAUCACAGAGGCUAGUGCACUCGGUCACAUGACAGACAAGAUUCAGAUAUCCAGUAAUAGCUGGGGACCUUUUGACGACGGUAGAGUUGGUGAACAACCUGGAGAACUGCUCUCUCAAGUACUCGAGACAGCAGCAAGAACUGGUCGCCAGGGCAAAGGAACCAUUUUCUUGUUUGCUGCCGGUAAUGGUGGAGAUGUGGGAGACUCAUGUGCUGCUGAUGGCUAUUCCAGUAGUAUCUACACUAUCGGGAUAGGAGCUGCUAAUAGCAAUGGAGAACAGACGCCGUACGAUGAGCAGUGUGCUGGGAAGAUGGCCAUGACAUUUGUUGAUAGCACUAGUCAAGAGCUACUUGUGACAACUACAAGUGUUGAGGACACUUGCAUCAGCAACUUUGAUGGUACCAGUGCUGCGACACCCCUGGCUUCUGGAAUAGUUGCACUUAUGUUGGAAGCAAAUGAUGACCUGACCUGGCGGGACGUACAGUAUCUAAUUGCAUACACUUCCAAUCGUGACAUCCUAGUCAACGGGGACUGGUUUACAAAUGGUGCCACUCCAUCGCUGAGGGUCAGUCACAAGUUUGGAUUUGGUGCUCUAGACGCAGAGGCACUAGUUACUCGUGCCCGGAACUGGAUCAGCGUGCCCGAACAACAGAAUGACACUAUUGUACCUUCAACUAGCACAGGAUUGGUGCCUGGACCUAAUGAUCCGUUUGUUGUUUCACAAAUGUACUCAUCGGACAUUGGUUUUCUUGAGCAUGUUGUUGUGGAACUCACUCUCUCCUUCCCCGAUGUCUUUAACUAUUAUUACUACGAUUAUUAUGACACAACAGAGUCAUUAGACAAUGGCGCAUAUCGAGGCAAUAUUCAAGUGGAGCUUAGUUCUCCCUCAGGAACCAACUCAAUCAUUCUGCCAUAUCGACUUCCCGAUGUUACGUCUAAUACUUACUCUAAUUUCCGGUUUUCAUCUGUCCAUUUUUGGGGAGAAAAUCCAAAUGGAGUAUGGAAUCUAACUGUACUGAAUAGAAACAAUUUUGAAAAUGCUACUGUUGAAGUGACCGUCCAUGGUAUAACAUUUUACGGUACUGACAACACGCCCGAAGCUGUCAGUCGAAUCCCCACUCAGUGCCACGAGAGCUGUGACUCCAACAGAGGCUGUGCAGCGUCGGGAGCUCAGUAUUGCGAUGCUUGUGCCAAUCUACGUAAUGCUAUGACACGGGAGUGUAUCGAUUCUUGCCCUCAGAACUUCAUUCAACGAAAUGGUUAUUGCUACGGUGACAAUAUUCCGGAAGUGGCGUGUGUGCUAGACGGUACUGUUGUCCUCAGUUCGUUCACCAUGCUGACUAUCUUCAUGGGACUCCUCUCUCUGUGGUUGGGUUCUAUUUAUUACUUUUGUGGCAACAGAUACCAAGUACAAAAAUCUGGUGACAUGUUGCAAGCAGUGUUUCUGAUGUUGGUGCUAAUAGCCACACUCUCUGGAGGUGAAGCCAGGGCCUACACCAACAGCUGGGCAGUGGCAGUGGAGGGAGGAGCAGAAGCUGCUGACCAGCUUGCUGCAAAGCAUGGCUUUACCAACUUAGGCAUGGUGAGCCCAGAUCUCCUCAAGGACGUGUACCACUUUGUGAUGCCUGAGCACACUUUGCUUGGGAAGAGAAGCCUCAGUGGUCUGCCAGUCUACCAUCUCAGUCAGGCUCUGGAGAGUGAGAGCAACGUUGGAUAUGUGAAGCAGCAAGAGCUGAAGAAGAUGGUCAAGAAGGGAUACUCUGUGCCCAGUGACCCACAAUGGAACACUCAAUGGCAACUGUUGAACAAUGGCCAGCUUCCUGCAGCGUCUGGUGGCAGGGACUUGAAUGUGGAGAGGGCGUGGCUACAGGGGAUAACAGGAUGUGGCAGUGUGGUAGCCAUUGUGGAUGAUGGGGUGGAGUACACUCACUCUGAUCUGAGAGCAAACUAUGACUCCUCCAUUCAAACUGAUGUGGCGGAUAAUGACGGUGAUCCUUUCCCAAUCGUCGAUAGCAAUGGGGCUAGGGAGUCUCACGGGACUCGGUGUGCGGGAGAGAUUGCCAUGGCAAAGAGCAACUCACACUGUGGAGUGGGAGUAGCCUACAACAGUCAGAUCACAGGCGUACGGUUGCUAGGACAAAGUGAUACUACUGACAUCACAGAGGCUAGUGCACUCGGUCACAUGACAGACAAGAUUCAGAUAUCCAGCAACAGUUGGGGACCAUCUGAUGACGGUAGAGUUAGUGAACAACCUGGAGAAAUGCUCUCUCAAGUACUCGAGACAGCAGCAAGAACUGGUCGUCAGGGUAAAGGAACCAUUUUUGUGUUUGCUGCCGGUAAUGGUGGAGAGAUGGGAGACUCAUGUGCUGCUGAUGGCUAUUCCAGCAGUAUCUACACUAUUGGAAUAGGAGCUGCUAAUAGCAAUGGAGAACAAACGCCGUACGAUGAGCAGUGUGCUGGGAAGAUGGCCAUGGCAUUUGUUGAUAGCACUAGUCGAUUCCAACGUGUGACAACUACAAGUGUUGAGGAUACUUGUAUCAACAACUUUUUUGGUACUAGUGCUGCAGUACCCCUGGCUUCUGGAAUAGUUGCACUCAUGUUGGAAGCAAAUGAUGACCUGACGUGGCGGGACGUACAGUAUCUAAUUGCAUACACCUCCAAUCGUGACAUCCUAGUCAAUGGGGACUGGUUUACAAAUGGUGCCACUCCAUCGCUGAGGGUCAGUCACAAGUUUGGAUUCGGUGCUCUAGAUGCAGAGGCACUAGUUAGUCGUGCCCGGAACUGGAUCAGCGUGCCCGAACAACAGAUUCACACUACUGUACCUUCAACUAGCACAGGAUCGGUGCCUGGACCUAAUGAUCCGUUAGUUGUUUCACAAAUGUACUCAUCGGACAUCGGUUUUCUCGAGCAUGUUGUGGUGGAACUCACUCUCUCCUUCCCCGAUGUUUUAUACUAUUAUUACUACUAUGAUGACGACACAACAGAGAACUCAGGCGAUGGUGCGUAUCGAGGCAAUAUUCAAGUGGAGCUCACUUCUCCCUCUGGAACCAACUCAAUCAUUCUGCCAUAUCGACUUUUCGAUGUUACGUCGGAUACUUACUCUAAUUUCCGAUUUUCAUCCGUUCAUUUCUGGGGAGAAAACUCGAAUGGAGUAUGGAAUCUAACUGUACUAAAUAGAAACAACUUUGAACAUGCUACUGUUGAAGUGACCAUCCAUGGUAUAACAUUUUACGGUACUGACAACAUGCCCGAAGCUGUCAGUCGAAUCCCCACUCAGUGCCACGAGAGCUGUGACCCCAACAAAGGCUGUACAGCGUCAGGGGCUCAGUAUUGCGAUGCUUGUGCCAAUCUACGUAAUGCUAUGACACGGGAGUGUAUCGAUUCUUGCCCUCAGAAUUUUAUAGAACGAAACAACUAUUGCUACGAUGACAACAUUCCGGAAGAGGCGUGUAUGCUUAACGCCUCGGCCUCAACAACAGCUGCACCGUCAAGCACACAGGCCUCAACAACAGCUGCAUCGUCAAGCACACAAGCCUCAACAACAGCUGCACCGUCAAGCACACAGGCCUCAACAACAGUUGAACCGUCAAGCACACAGGCCUCAACAACAGCUGCACCGUCAAGCACACAGGCCUCAACAACAGCUGCACCGUCAAGCACACACGCCUCAACAACAGCAGAUGCAGCUGUUGUCCUCAGUUCAUUCACCAUGCUGACUAUCUUCAUGGGACUCCUCUCUCUGUGGUUGGGUUCUAUGUAGCAAGUUUGCAGAAAGUUCCAGUAUUAUAAUAAUGAACGUUGUAGCCUUAUAAUUUACAAUUUUUUAGCAUCCAUGUAGACUGUGUUUACAUUAGCAGAACUGUUGUCAGAAUGAGUAGGAGUCUUCAUUAUUUUGUCAGGAAUUAGUUUCCUGCACAAAAGAAUGUUUAACAUGACAGUAACAAUUUAACUAGAUCU
Halichondria panicea is the source of this 4786-nucleotide messenger RNA. RefSeq lists its product as uncharacterized. Gene Ontology annotation, molecular function: serine-type endopeptidase activity. Gene Ontology annotation, biological process: protein processing. Gene Ontology annotation, cellular component: trans-Golgi network; Golgi membrane. The transcript is spliced from 23 exons. Bases 102 to 4589 code for a protein of 1495 amino acids. The record is from RefSeq and is a predicted model, not a curated record. Lineage: Eukaryota; Metazoa; Porifera; Demospongiae; Suberitida; Halichondriidae.